CUCACUUGUUAAAUCACCCGCCAUUUAACAUUUCUCUGAAACCCUAAUCUCUCUCUCUCUCUCUAAAUUCGAAGAAAUUUCUAAAAAUAUCUUUCAGUAUCACAAUUUCUAAUUCCGAUUAUUCUCUGCUCAAUCGAAUCUCUUCUGUUCGUAGAGCAAUUCCACUCUCAAUUCGAGUCUCAUUUUCCAUUUUCAUCACCUCAAGCAAAUUCCAAUUCCUCUUUCACUCUCUUUAAUUUCUAGGGUUUCAAAAAUGCCAGUGAAUCUGACGCCAGAUGCGAUUUCGGCAAUAAACGCCGGUGAUGUGAAUUCGAAGCCGCUCGUUCAGGUAUUGGACAUCAAACUCAUUGGUAACAGUAACGCUCAGGAACGAUACCGUUUUCUGCUGUCCGAUGCCGUUUUUACUGAGCACGCAAUGCUGGCCACUCAGCUCAAUGAUCGUGUGAAGAGCGGCCAAGUUCGUAAGGGAUCUGUUAUUCAGUUGAUCGAUUACAUCUGCAGUACUGUUCAGAAUCGCAAGAUUAUUGUUGUUCUAAACAUGGAAACUAUUAUAUCAGACUGUGAAACCAUUGGGAACCCAAAAAUGUUAUCAGGUUCUGAUUCAACAGCUCAAAAACCAGUUCCUGCUAGCAGUUCAGGGUUCCCAACAAAGGCUACAAAUAGCAAUCAUCGGAGUGCCCAAAAUUCCGGUAAUAAUAUUCAGAGUUUUCGCCCUACUAUUCAACCUCCCUACCAACCUCCUCCAAAUUACAGAAACCAUGGGGCAAUUACGAGAAAUGAGGCACCGGCACGCGUUAUUCCAAUAGCUGCUUUGAAUCCGUACCAGGGCCGUUGGGCUAUCAAGGCAAGAGUGACUGCAAAGGGAGAUAUCCGCCGCUACAACAAUGCCAGGGGAGAUGGGAAGGUCUUUUCUUUUGAUAUACUCGACUCUGAUGGAGGAGAAAUACGAGCAACCUGCUUUAAUGCUGUUGUUGACCGUUUUUAUGAUAUCAUUGAGGUUGGAAAAGUCUAUAUGAUAUCAAAAGGCAGCUUAAAACCUGCCCAGAAGAACUUCAACCAUCUGAAGAAUGAAUGGGAGAUAUUUUUGGAGGCAACUUCAACCGUGGAUCUUUGCCCAGAUGAAGAUGGUUCCAUACCACAGCAGCAGUUCUUAUUCAAAAGUAUCAGUGAGAUUGAGAGCAGCAAAAGCAAUUCCAUAUUAGAUGUUAUUGGUAUAGUAAUAUCUGUGAACCCUUCAGUCCCUAUCUUGAGAAAAAACGGUAUGGAAACUCAGAGAAGGAUUCUGAAUCUAAAGGAUCAAUCUGGGCGGAGUGUUGAAUUAACACUUUGGGGAGAUUUCUGCAACAGGGAAGGUCAAACGCUGCAAGAAAUGGUUGAUGCUGGGCUUUUUCCAGUUUUAGCUGUCAAAGCUGGGAAAGUUAAUGACUUCAGUGGGAAAUCAGUAGGGAGUAUUUCUGCCACCCAGCUCUUCAUAAAUCCAGAUUCUCCAGAGGCCCAUAGCCUGAGACAGUGGUUUGAUCAAGGGGGAAAGAAUACUUCGUCUCAGUCCAUCUCUAAAGACAUUAUGCCAGGGGGGGCAAAGAAUGAGAUCCGCAAAACAGUGUCUCAGAUCAAAGACGAAGCUCUUGGAAGAUCAGAUAAGCCAGAUUGGGUCACAGUGAAGGCAACCAUAUCUUUCAUUAAAACAGAUACUUUCUGUUACACAGCUUGCCCAUUAAUGAUUGGAGACAGACAAUGUAAUAAGAAAGUGACGAGGGCAGGAAAUUCAGGAUGGCAAUGUGACAGGUGUAAUCAAGAAUUUGAGGAGUGUGAUUACAGAUACCUUCUCCAAGCUCAAAUUCAAGAUCAUACGGGAUUGACUUGGGUGACAGCUUUUCAGGAGUCAGGGGAAGAGAUCUUGGGUUGUUCUGCAAAAGAGUUGUACUUUAUGAAACAUGAAGAACAGGACGAUUUGAGGUUUGGAGAAGUCAUCCGAAACAGUCUCUUCACCAACUAUCUGUGUAGGCUUAAAAUUAAAGAGGAAAUGUAUGGUGAUGAACAAAGGGUGAAGAUCACGGUUGUCAAGGCAGAGAAGGUAGACUAUUCUGCGGAGUGCAGAUACCUGCUUAAUUUGAUUCCGGGGUUUCAACACCACUGAAACCAUUCUGAACCAAAAGAAAUGGUCAUGCAGUAGUUUUAGUUCUGCGGAAAAGAUUAACCUUCUGAUGAAGAGAAACCAACACUGAAUCUGUUAUUGACUUUAUGAAUAAAUGUCAGAAGAUCAAUAUAUUUGUACAAGCCACCACCAAGGUGAGUUUGCAUAUCUGUUCUUAACAUUUUUAAAGUUCCACUUACAAUUCAAUUGUAGCAGUUUUUAUUCACUUGAAUAUAAACAAUAUAAAUCCAUUGCCUU
This is a messenger RNA of Cornus florida, 2392 nucleotides long. RefSeq names its product replication protein A 70 kDa DNA-binding subunit A. Gene Ontology annotation, cellular component: DNA replication factor A complex; nucleus. The record is from RefSeq and is a predicted model, not a curated record. The transcript is spliced from 2 exons. Lineage: Eukaryota; Viridiplantae; Streptophyta; Magnoliopsida; Cornales; Cornaceae. Gene Ontology annotation, molecular function: single-stranded telomeric DNA binding; damaged DNA binding. The coding region runs from base 254 to 2137 and encodes 627 amino acids. Gene Ontology annotation, biological process: nucleotide-excision repair; double-strand break repair via homologous recombination; telomere maintenance via telomerase.